Messenger RNA from Apis dorsata (giant honeybee), 1183 nucleotides. RefSeq names its product UDP-glucose 4-epimerase (gene Gale). The record is from RefSeq and is a predicted model, not a curated record. The transcript has 7 exons. Gene Ontology annotation, molecular function: UDP-glucose 4-epimerase activity. Bases 98 to 1159 code for a protein of 353 amino acids. Gene Ontology annotation, biological process: beta-D-galactose catabolic process via UDP-galactose, Leloir pathway. NCBI's taxonomy places the organism in Eukaryota, Metazoa, Arthropoda, Insecta, Hymenoptera, Apidae. Gene Ontology annotation, cellular component: cytosol.
UUUUAGUUAAAUAUAAAAUCUUUUAGCGAUUGGGAAAUAAGGUUAAUUGCUUACGUAUCAUAUAUAUGUAAAAUAUAAUGAAAAGCAGAGUGAAAUAAUGACAAACAAAUCUUGGAAUGUAUUGGUGACGGGAGGUGCUGGGUACAUUGGUUCUCAUACAGUAUUGGAAUUAUUACAAGCAGAUUUUGAGGUGGUGGUAAUAGACAACCUUACUAAUGCUUAUAAAGGAAAUGAUGAUAUAAAACCAGAAUGUUUAUUACGAGUAGAAAAAUUAACAAAUAGAAAAAUUAUAUUUAUUCAAUGUGAUGUAACAAAUUUGGAUGAAUUACAAAAAAUAUUUGAAAAGUACAAGUUUCAUUCUGUUAUACAUUUUGCUGCUUUAAAAGCUGUGGGUGAAUCUUGUGAAAAACCCUUAGAAUAUUAUAAAACAAAUGUUUGUGGAACAUUGAAUUUAUUAAAAGUUAUGAAAGAAUUCAAUGUGAAAUGUUUUAUUUAUUCAAGUAGUGCCACAGUUUAUGGCAUUCCAGAAAAACUACCAUUAGUUGAAGAUAUGAAAACUGGUAAUUGUACCAAUCCUUAUGGAAAAACAAAAUAUAUGGUUGAAGAAAUUUUGAAAGAUUUGUGCAUUUCAGAUAAGGCAUGGUCUGUUAUAUCUUUGAGAUAUUUUAAUCCAGUUGGAGCUCAUUCUUCUGGAUUAAUUGGAGAAGAUCCCAAUGGAAUACCAAAUAAUUUAAUGCCAUAUAUUGCUCAGGUAUCUGUAGGAAAAAGAGAAAUUUUAUAUGUUUAUGGAAAUGAUUAUGAUACUCCUGAUGGAACAGGCAUACGAGAUUAUAUUCACAUUACGGAUUUAGCUGUGGGCCAUGUAAAAGCAAUGAUUUAUCAAAAAAUUCGUAAUUUUACAGGAUUUAAAGUGUUUAAUUUAGGUACUGGAAAAGGAUAUUCAGUACUAGAAGUUAUACGAGCAUUUGAAAAAGCAUCAGGACGAAAUAUACCAUAUAAGAUAAUUGAACGCAGACCAGGUGAUAUCUCUGUAAGUUAUGCAGAUGCUAGUUUAGCUAAUAAAGAACUAGAUUGGCAAGCUACUAAAAAUAUAGACAAUAUGUGUUUAGAUACAUGGAGAUGGCAACAAAAUAAUCCAAAUGGAUAUAAAUCUUCAUAAUAAAUAUUGAAAUAUUUCUUAUAA